Stomoxys calcitrans (stable fly) is the source of this 3814-nucleotide messenger RNA. Its product is annotated as protein folded gastrulation. The record is from RefSeq and is a predicted model, not a curated record. The coding region runs from base 656 to 3499 and encodes 947 amino acids. NCBI's taxonomy places the organism in Eukaryota, Metazoa, Arthropoda, Insecta, Diptera, Muscidae. The transcript has 2 exons.
AAUUGCGAAAAUUUGUGUAGUGUCAAAAACCUACCCCAAAGUGUAUAAGAAAAAAAAGUUUCUAACAACCCCUAAACCUAUAACACAACCUGCCCUUCUUUGAGUAGAGCAAAAUUUUGAGCAACAAAAUUUAAUAAAUGUAAAUUUUUUGACACCCCCUGCCAUUUGGUAUCCAAAAGUUUCUUUUCCUUUGGCUAUUCCCUUUUGCUGUAAUGGUGUUUUUUUUUGCCAUAAAUCUCUGUUCUAACUCUGACAUGUCACCACAAACGGAUACCAUUUUCUAAAAUUAGAAACAAAAAAACUUUGGAUUAAAGCUCAACAAAACAGAAGUUCAGCGAGUGUCAUUUUUCCCCGAAAGGCACACAGCGUAAUGUUUCAUGCGAUAAAACAGAAAAAAAUAAAUUCCAACGAAAAACAUAAAUUUUCGCAUAACUGCGUAAAUCAUAGCGAAAGCCUUUAAAUGCCUUCCCAAAUACACGAAAUCUUUAGCAUAUUUUAACGUAUCACUGCUUAAAACAUAAACGCAAGCAACAACAACAACAACAAUAAAAUAAACAACAACAAUUUUGUUUUUUCAAUAAGCACUGUAAUCUGAAGCAAACCAGUGCUAGUGAAGGGGCUUUGCAAGGCAUAAGCGAAGACCAUUACGGCAGCCAUGAAUUUCACACCCACCACAAACAUAGUCAACUGCAUGACGCAGCUACUGCUCACACUGCAAGUGCUGUUGACACUUGUCAUGCCCUUGAGGACGACGAUGACAAUGACUGCAGCACUGCCGGUCACAUCGAAACCCAUUGAAAAUACUGCCGAGAAUUUGGCGUGGCAAGCAUGGCUAAUGUUGCCACCUGAACAAAAACAGCUGAUGAAGUCACGUAAGGUAACACCAAAAUCAAUAUUCACUCUACCGCUAAGAGUGGAAUGUCCCGAAGGUCAUCAGCAGGUGGAUAUGAAAUGUAUACCCACGGCCAUAGGUUCGAAUGCGGUGUUGAUUGAUCCCAAUGUCUUGGGUUUGGUGUUGGGUGAGACGCCAGGGGACAUAGAUUACGACUAUGAAGAUGAGACGGCAGCAGGUACGGGGACAGGUAGCGAUUUGGAUAUUUUGUCAUCCAUGUAUUUGAGUGAUUCGGAAAAGUCAAAUACAGAUGCAGUGCUGUCUUUGCAGCCACCCAGCAAAGAUGAGCCUUUGAAAUUUAAUAUAUUUCAAAGCAAAUUCCCCACGGAUGAUUAUCCCUUGGAGGACUAUUCUGCGAUAUCGAAUGAGGCAGUGGUAAUGGCUCCCUCUAAAACUCUCAAUGGAAGUGUAGGUAUUACCCAGAAUAAAGAUUUGAUAACAGAGGCCUCCAAUGUCUCCAAAUCGCAUAGCAUAAAUGGUUUAAGCGAUUCCACGGGUGAUUUCAGUUUGGAUAACCUAGAGGCCAUAUCUCUACCAGCCUCUCCCAAUCAUAAUGGUCAGCAGCAUAAAAAUCGCAUAUCAUUAUUCAAUGAAGAUGCUGCCUUACAUUUGGUCACCACUCUCAUGGACAUGGAGGAGGGUACGGAGAAGGACUCAACCCUGAGCACACAGCAAACAAGGGACGAUUUGGAGAGUCUAUUGCAAACUGAGUCCUUAAUGCCCAUGCUGAAUCAUACCACAGUGGCCACCACUAUGCCAGAGGAAAGUUUGACUCCGGCCAAAGAUGAUGAUGAUGAUUUCAAUGUUAUGGAACGAUUAGCUUUGCACGUGGAGGAUAUGGUAGAAAUGACCACUGUAAUGGCCCCUCCAAUGGAUGACCCUGAGAGUGAAGAGCACAAAGAGAAGGUCGAACAUAUACGAAGUGUGACAAUGAAUUCAUUGUAUUUGCAGAGUAAUGCAGAUGCAGAUGAAGCCGAUCAAGGUGACAAGGAUGAAUUGACAACCUUGACACCUUCAACCGUUGCAGAGGAGGAUGAACUUGAGUCUGGGGAAACCACAACAAUGCCCACACCGAUCAUACAAUUGGAUGAUACAACUGUUAUUGUGAACAACAACAAUGGCAAUGGUGAUGAUGAUGAUGAUGAAGGCUUUAUUACCACACCAACUACACCAUCGUUGGAGGAAUUAUUGGAAGCUUCGCCAAUAACGACAACGGCUACAUCUUCAUCUCCUGCUCCUACUUCAUCUACAACACCUAGCAGCAGCAUUAAUGAUGGGCAAGAAUUAUUGUUGCCUCAAAAUCUGGCCGAGCAGGAUUUUGAAGAAUUACAGCGCAUGCGUAAAGGCCAGAAAGAUCAAAAUACAAUGGAGCCCAAGAAAUCGAAAGUAGAACCGGUCGAGGUGCCGCCGCCGUCGUCGUCAACAUUACAGAUUAACACAGCGGCCACCACUCCCAAGACCAUGGAAACAAAAGCAGAAGUUGUUGCCAGUAAAACAACAACAACCAGUACCACACCAUCGUCAACCAUGGAUGAAUUAAUAAGCCAAGAAACAGUGACACCGUUACUUACAGUCCAACAUAAUAAUGAUGACAGUAACAAUGCUGGUCAUGGUGAUGUUGUUGCCAACAAUAACAAUCACAACAACCAUAUUGACAAUAAUGACCGGUUUUACUAUCAGCACAUAGCCCAACAAGAUCUUGAAAGUGCUGCAGCUUCAGCCACAACUUUAGCGAGUGACAGCAGUAAGCUGCAAGAGCAAAGCUCUACUACAACUCCCAAGACCGCAAUGGCCAAGGCGGAUACAGCAAAGGCAGCGACAACAAGUGAAAUUGAUCUGGCUGAGGAAUUGCGUUUAAUUAAUGAACUGGUGAAGGGCAAUCGCCAGCGUCCAGGGCAAGUCUCAACAAUGCGAACAACAUCAUCAUCCUCAAGCGGUGAUGUUAAUGAAGCUACUGUCAGUACUUCAGCAGCACCUUUAACUUUACCUAGUGAAAGUUCGUCAGGUUCCAUGAAAUUCAAAUUGGAAACUACACAAAUAUGGUCAAAAAUUAUGCCACUGUUACAAACAAGCAGCACAACAACAUCUUCCACAGGUACUGAGCAAGAAGAAAUUUCAACAUCUUCAGAGAGUUCUAGUAUAGUGGAGUCAUCAACAUCACCUGCUGCUGCUAUCACAUCUACUAACAUCACACCUAAGCUGAUAGCCAGCAAUCGUAGUCAUAGAAAUAGUAAAAUAAUCAGAAUAAAUGGGCUAAAUACCAUAGAAAGUAAUCUAAGCAAGGGAACGACAACAACAACAACAACUGAAGAUAUUUCAACAACAACAGAACAAGAGGAAAUCACAUCUUCAACAGCAUCAUCUUCUUCAUCUAUCACCCCCCAAGAUUCAGAUGAGGAUCAAGAAGAUGAUGUUAUUGAAGAUAAUUCGUAUGAACCUUUUUGGUGGUUCCCUGUAGGUUGGCGCCUUGAUAGCCUGUCCUCUAGAACAGCGGCAACAACAACUACAACAACAACACCCAAAACAACCUCACAAAACCAUAGUCAAGAUGAUAUGCCUUUAUUAUUGCGAUUUUGGUCAACAUAUCAUGCCCCCAAGUCCAGCUAAAAUCCAAGAGAUUUUUUUUUAGAAAUAAACUUCCGAAAAAAAUGCAAACGCCAUAGUUCAAAUUUUUUUUUAAUUGUUUACUCGUAGUUAAAUUUUGCUCAAAGUGAAAAUAACUGACGUUUAAUUUCCGCUUCCCCCUCCAUAAGAAAAGUAUUAUAGUAAUGAAAAAAAAAAACCAAGAAACAAAAAAUAAUAGAAAACCUGUGCUCAUGUUGUAAAUGCUCAAGUUAUGGGGAAGAAGUGAAAAAGGGGCUGUUGAAUGUAUGGUUAAAACAACAAAAACAAAAACGUACAAGAAAGCUUUUUUUUAUAUAA